GUACCGCUCGGCUGUGUCAGUUUUCGGGUCGCGAGCGCAGACGGCGCCGCUCGGUGAACGUUAAGGUUAGCUAACGUUCAGGACGCGCAGACGUUACACCCAGGAAGCACGCCGGCUGCUUCUUUUCAUUUAAGGGCGAGUUUUCCAUUUAGCCGAGGGUCUGGGUCCGACACCUGUCCGGGUCCCCGGGUCCGUAUUUGGGUGCGCGGACUUUUCCCCGCCGGGCGGAGGGGCGGAGGGGCGGAGCGGAGCGGCAGCGUGUCUCCCAUGGCUACGCCAAGCUUUCCCCACCGGGGCUCCGCGUCCGCGGCCAGCCGGCGCUCACACGCUUAAGCCCGGUGUCAGACACCCAUCACACCGGGAUCGGUUCUAGUCCAGCGAUCCAAACGGGCACGCGGGAGGGGGUGCGCUCCGAGUCGGAAGAAGCCGCUCCAGGAGUCGUGACGUCGCCCGGAGCUGCAGCUCUGACAUGACGAGGCUCGCUGGACGGAACCGUGCCCAGACUGCGGGCUGCUCGUAGGGACGGUGCCGCUGUGAAGAGCCGCGGAGCCGUUUCGGUGGAAGCUCGUGGUCGGAGCAAGUGCCUGGACAACAUGACUGUUUUCAACCAGGAAAAUGUUGAGGACUAUUAUGAAAUUGGGGACGAGCUGGGGAGCGGCCAGUUUGCUGUGGUCAGAAGAUGUCGACAGAAGAGUACAGGCGUGGAGUUUGCUGCCAAAUUCAUCAAGAAGCGCCGCAGCAAGUCGAGUCGACGUGGGGUGACAAGGGACGAUAUCGAGCGUGAGGUCAAUAUACUGAAGGAGAUCCAACACCCAAACAUCAUCGCACUGCAUGAGGUCUUUGAAAACAAAGCAGAAGUCAUCCUGAUCCUGGAGCUUGUGGCUGGCGGUGAGCUCUUUGACUUCCUCGCAGAAAAGGAGUCGCUGAGCGAAGAGGAGGCCACGCAGUUUCUCAAGCAGAUCCUGGAUGGAGUCUUCUACCUGCACUCCAAACAAAUCGCUCACUUUGACCUUAAGCCGGAGAACAUAAUGCUGCUGAGCCGCUCGGUGCCUCACCCACGCAUCAAACUCAUUGACUUUGGCCUGGCCCACAAGAUAGAUUUUGGAAAUGACUUUAAAAACAUUUUUGGAACUCCAGAGUUUGUCGCUCCAGAAGUGGUCAACUAUGAGCCUUUAGGCCUGGAGGCAGACAUGUGGAGUGUUGGUGUGAUCACAUACAUUCUGCUCAGCGGGGCCUCUCCGUUCCUGGGCGACAACAAGCAGGAGACGCUGGCAAACGUGUCAGCCGUCGACUACACCUUCGACGAGGAAUUCUUUAGCAACACCAGCGUCCUGGCCAAAGAUUUCAUAGCAAGGCUUCUCGUCAAAGACCCCAAAAAGAGAAUGACAAUUCAGGACAGCCUCCAGCAUCCCUGGAUCAAGCCAAAAGACACUCAACAAGCUCUGAGCCGAAAGGAGUCCGCUGUCAACAUGGAAAAGUUCAAGAAGUUUGCAGCUCGAAGAAAAUGGAAACAAUCCGUCCGUCUCAUCUCCUUAUGCAACCGUCUGUCCCGCUCCUUCCUGUCCAGAAGCAACAUCAGCGUGGCACGCAGCGAUGAUACGCUGGAUGAGGAAGACUCCUUUGUGAUGAAGGCCAUCAUUCAUGCCAUAAACGAUGACAACGUUCCUGGUCUGCAGCAUCUGCUCGGCUCCUUAAACAGUUACGACGUCAACCAGCCCAACAAGCAUGGGACUCCUCCGCUCCUGAUUGCAGCCGGUUGUGGCAACGUCCAGAUCAUCGAGGUACUGAUGAGAAAAGGUGCAGACAUCCAGGCCCACGACAAGAGCGGAGCCAAUGCCAUCUACUACGCAGCGAGACACGGCCAUGUCGAGACCCUGAAAUUCCUCCAUCAAAAGAAAUGUCCUCUGGACGUCCAAGAUAAGUCUGGAGAGACUGCUCUACACGUGGCGGCUCGCUAUGGCAACGUGGAUGUGGUGACCUACCUGUGCAGCAUCCGGGCCAACCCGGACCUGUGUGACCGGGAGCAGGAGACCCCGCUGCACUGUGCCGCCUGGCACGGAUACUCCGCCGUGUCCAGAGCUCUCUGCCAGGCCGGCUGCAAUGUGGAUGCCAAGAACCGCGAGGGAGAGAGUCCGCUGCUGACGGCCUCUGCUCGGGGCUUCGUGGACAUCGUGGAGUGCCUGGUGGAGCACAGGGCCAAUUUAGAAGCAACUGACAAGGACGGCCACACGGCCCUCCACCUGGCCGUACGGCGGUGUCAGGUUGAAGUCAUUCGCUGCCUCCUCAGACACCAGUGCCAUGUGGACACGCAGGAUCGCCAUGGAAACACACCGCUGCACAUCGCCUGCAAAGAUGGAAACCUGGCAAUCGUCACAGCCAUCUGCAGCGCCAAGGCAAGCCUGGACCUCCCCAACAAGCACGGCAGAACCCCCCUUCACCUGGCUGCUAACAACGGGAGCCUCGAGGUGGUGCGACAUCUCUCCCUGGCUGGAGCCAACAUCGAUGCGGUGACCAGCGAGGGGAAGUCUGUGGAGGACCUGGCUUCCGCUAAUCGCCAUGAACCUGUGGUUUCUCUGUUGGCCAAGCUGAAAAAGGACAACCACAAACUGAGCUACAUCCAGCAGCUGCGGCCGACCCAGAGCGUCCAGCCCAGGAUCAAGCUGAAGCUGUUCGGACACUCGGGAGCCGGGAAGAGCUCGCUGCUGGAGUCGCUGAAAUGUGGGAUCCUGCGCAGCUUCUUCAGGAGGAGGAGGACGCGCAUGACCAAUGCGGCCCGUCACCCCAACUCCCCCGUCAACUCCAAGCCAGCAGUGUCUGUGAGUAUUUCCAACCUGUAUCCGGGCUGUGAGAACGUGAGCGUGCGCAGUCGCAGCAUGAUGUUCGAGCCCAGCCUCACUAAAGGCGUCCUGGAGGUCUUCUCCCCCGUCCACAGCGCUCUGUCCACGGCUGACGAACAGGCCACGAAGGCCAUCGACAUCCAGCACGCCAGCAUCCACGGCGUGGGGGAUUUCAGCGUGUGGGAGUUUUCGGGGAACCCCGUCUACUACUGCUCCUACGACUACUUCGCCGCCAACGACAUCACCGCCAUCCACGUGGUCCUGUUCAGCCUGGAGGAGCCGUAUGAGACGCAGCUGGGACACAUCACCUACUGGCUGAACCUCCUGAAGGCGCUCACGCUGCCGCAGGACAACAUCGCUUUCGGAGGUCGGAUCCAGCAGCCUCUCGUGGUCGUCCUGGUGGCGACGCACGCUGACCUCGCUGACGUGCCCAGAGCUUUCUCUGGAGAGUUCAGCUACGACAAGGAGAGGGCGCUUCUCAAGGAAGUCAGGAACAGGUUUGGGAACGAUCUGCAGGUCAGUGACAAGCUGUUUGUGAUGGACGCUGGAGCCUCAAACUCAAAAGACAUGAAGCUGCUGAGGAGCCACCUGCAGGAGCUUCGGUCCAACAUCAUUACUAGGUGCAGCCCCAUGACGCUGCUGUCAGAGCGCCUGCUCAACAUCCUCCCCACCUGGAGGAAGAUGAGUGGACCCAACCAGCUGAUGUCGUGGCAGCAGUUUGUCAGCGACGUCCAGGAGCACAUCAACCCUCUGGUCAGCCAGGAUCACCUGCGCACGCUGGCCCUGCAGCUUCACAGCAUGGGGGAGAUUAACAUCAUGCAGAGUGAGACGGUUCAGGACGUGGUUCUGUUGGAGCCUCGCUGGCUCUGCAGCAACAUCCUGGGCAAGCUGCUGUCAGUGGAGACGCCCAAAGCCAUCCACCACUACAGGGGCCGCUACAGGACGGAGGAGGUGCAGGCCUUGGCCCCCGAAAGCGACGUGGACGAGCUUCUGCAGAUUCUGGACGCCAUGGACGUCUGCGCGCGCGACCUCACCAACCCCUCCAUGGUGGACGUUCCCGCGCUCAUCAAGACCAACGGCCUCCACCGCUCCUGGACUGAGGACGAGGAGGAGGAGUCGCUGAUCUACGGUGGGGUACGGCUCGUCCCUGCCGAGCACCUCACCCCCUUCCCCUGUGGCCUGUUUCACAAGCUGCAGGUGAACCUAUGUCGCUGGAGCCACCAGCAGAAGCCCGAGGAGGAGGGCGGGGACGACGUCGACGGGGACAUCCACCUGUGGACCAACGGGGCCAAGGUGAGCCAGGGGGGAGUGGAGGCCAUGAUCCUGCUGGUCAACCACGCGCAGGGGGUGGAGAUCCAGGUGCGUGGGCACGACUCGGAGCGGGCCAAGUGCUACACCCUGCUGGACACCAUCUGCAGCAUCACGGAGAACCUGCUGUCGUCCACCCUGCCCGGACUGCUCACAGCCAAAUACUGUCUGAGUCCUCAGCAGCUGCGGGAGCACCACGCCCCCAUCAUGAUCUACCAACCCAAAGAUUUCUUCCGGGCCCAAAUCCAGCGGGAAACCUCGCUCACCAACACCAUGGGCGGCUACCGGGAGAGCUUCAGCAGCAUCCUGGCCUUCGGCUGCGCUGAGGUUUACCAGCAGGGGAUUCUGGGAACAGACGUCCACAUAUCAGACGUCCCCCUGUUGGCUCGUAGGAAGCUCUGCCGUUUGCUGGAUCCCCCUGACGCUCUGGGGAAAGACUGGUGCCUGCUGGCCAUGAACCUGGGCCUUACAGACUUGGUGGCCAAGCACAGCAACGGGACCCCAAACGGCACCGCUGAGCUGGACUCGGACACAGACGCCCGGCGGGCGGCGCUGCCGCCCAGCCCCACGGCGGCGCUGCUGCGGGAGUGGAGCGGGCGGCCCGGCAGCACGGUGGGGGUCCUGAUGACCAAGCUGAGGGAGCUGGGCCGCCGAGACGCGGCCGACUUCCUCCUCAAGGCGUCCCCCGUUUUUAAGGUCAGCAUGGAGGCGGUGGGAGGAGCCGCCAGCAGCCACCCCCCCACCUGCAACGGGGGCACGUCGUACAACUCCAUCAGCUCCGUCAUAUCCCGCUGAACUGAACAGGGUCGGCUGCUUCCCGUCCAGCGCCAGACGUGUGGUCUGAUUGGGACGUGUGUGUGUGUGUGUGUGUGUGUGUCUGUGUGUCUGUGUGUCUGUGUGUCUGUGUCUGUGUGUGUGUGUGUGUGUGUGUGUGUGUGUGUGUGUGUGUGUGUGUGUGUGUGUGUGUGUGUGAGAAUAAGGAUGAAGUGCAAUCGUUACCAGUGUCCAGCUGCUCGCUCUUUAAUCACAGUUGACAUAUAGACCAGAUGUUGUGUUGUGCUGUCCACCUGUGCAGCUGACUUUUCCCUUCUUGGUGAAUGUUGUGAUAGAACUGAACCCAAUCUCCAAAGAGGAACCUGUGCUUCUCGUCUGCUCUGGACUUCAUUGUGCUGCUUUCUAUUUUCCCCACUCAGUCUCACUCCUGUUACAGCGAAGCUUUUUAAGAAGGAAAGGUGUUUGAUGACUCCUCGUGUUUGGACCUUUUUGAAAUUUACAAACAAACUAAGGACUUGGUUCUAUCUGUGCACCUGUAGGACUCUGGUUAUUGUUCCAUCCAUUAGAGUUCAAUUUGAUCAUCUCUCCCUUUUUGCUCCUGUUUACCGGACAUUCGGCCUUUCACCUUAGUGUUUCAUGAAUCAACAGCAUUUUUUCAGAGUGCCUUUGUGGCCUUCUACCUCCCUAGAGAGCACAAACAGUCUUGUUUCCAAACCUUUGAAGAACUGUGCCUUGUUCACAUGAAUAGUAAAAUGAUUUUCAGUCGAGCUCAGAGCAGCAACCAGCAACAAACAGGAAAGUCAGAAAAAACAAGCUCGACUCAUUUUACAAGUUUUGAGUUUAAAAUUUUGGGCAAACAAAAGCUUAACACAUCUGAAAUCAGAUCACUGGACUCCUGAUGCGUUCUUAAUGCCUGGAGACCAAACCUUGGGUCUUCUCUCAUAUCGUGGGGUUGAUGUAAUGUCAUGAGGCGCCUGUAGAUGCCGUUGGAGUGUGAAUUUUUCCUUCAGCCAAUUGCAAAUAAUCUAAGGGUGUAAUGUUGACUGACAGACAGAAAAUCUACCUGGGUACAAACGAGAGCCUAAAUUACUGUUGUAGUUAUUUAAUAAUGGAUAAAUAUCCAGAAAUGAAAUCACUGCAGUAUUACUGGUUCCUUUUUUUUGCUGAACCAUUUGUUGUGACUGGUGUUUUCCUUGUAAGACCUGUAUCAUAAGAUGCUAAAGCUGCUGCAACAGUUCAGCCCGGUUUUACUCGCUAAGCAGUUACCUAUUACCUGUCCUGAACCCAGAACACAGAGCUCAACACCUUUUGAGCUCAGUUAGUCAUUUUGCAUCUCUGCCUGACCUGCUGUGUGUUGAUUAUAAAACACUGCAGGUUAAUCUGACAGGAAGUUGGAAUGAAGUGAAUACUGUCCCCAGUUCCCCGGUGAUGAGCACGUUGCCUCCAGCAAACCUCCAGGAUGAACCCACCGGUCCUUGGAACCUGUACAAUAACUAUGAACUCUAAAUGUUUUUACCAUUAGCACGUGCGCUGAAAGGGACCCGACCUGUUGAGUGAUGACGCUGAUGCUGCUCAGUCCUGCACAGUCCUUGAAACAACAUACAGACGGAUGAGUUUUCUGACAGCUCCUUCUUGCGUUCCAGCCUGCGCUGCAGCUUUUUAAUGCUUCCUUUGCAGCUUUUCUGCGUCGCGGCCAGAGUGGGACGUGCGUCUCUCGUGUCGCUGCCUCGCGUGGCUUCUCGCCUCCUUUCACUUUGUCUUUCGAUAACCUGCUCGCUCAGCAGAAGCAGAGAAGGUGUUCAGACGUUGUUGUUAGUGGAGUUGAACAAAAGGCCAAAGGCGUCUGGAGGAACAAAGUGAAAACGUGUUUCUGUCACCAGUGUUAACGUGAAAUAAAACCUUCUUCUUCUCUAAGUUGCCAGUGGACACAGCAAACGUUCAGCCGAGGCCUGUUUCCUCCUCUUCACUCAUCUUUUCAACCAGGCAACAUGAAUGUGCUCCAGGUCGUUCCUAAAAAGAAACAAGACUCAUUUAAAAAUCAUGAAAUAAUUCAACUGCUAGAAAUAUUUUUAUUCUCUCAUUUUAUUCCAGGGUUUUCUCUCAUUUUUAAUUGUUCAUGUGAUAUUUUUGUCCAUUCACGAGCUGAGGAGACAUUUGAGAAACAGAAGGAAAUGUGUUUUUGAAGAGUCACUUUUUUAUAUAAAGGUUCAGAAUCAUUAGGAAAUAAUCAAGGUGGAUUUUAAGUUUCUUCCUGUACGUUUGUUUGAAGAGAUGAACCCGACCCCACUUUUCGCUCAGAGACUCCGGUCUGAUCGCCACGUUGCACAAGUCUUAUUGUUGCUAUUUAUGUUACAGUACAUUCUUGCAUGUCCUGGAAUGUUCUUAGUUCUUCUGACACUUUAUAGUGUAACACAUUUUAUAAUAAAUUCUUUACCUAA
Messenger RNA from Betta splendens (Siamese fighting fish), 7357 nucleotides. It is a transcript of the gene dapk1, whose product is annotated as death-associated protein kinase 1. Gene Ontology annotation, cellular component: nucleus; cytoplasm. The coding region runs from base 594 to 4940 and encodes 1448 amino acids. Gene Ontology annotation, biological process: protein phosphorylation; intracellular signal transduction; positive regulation of apoptotic process. The record is from RefSeq and is a predicted model, not a curated record. Gene Ontology annotation, molecular function: protein binding; protein serine/threonine kinase activity; ATP binding. Lineage: Eukaryota; Metazoa; Chordata; Actinopteri; Anabantiformes; Osphronemidae. The transcript is spliced from 26 exons.